This is a messenger RNA of Zingiber officinale, 1754 nucleotides long. RefSeq lists its product as uncharacterized. The transcript is spliced from 2 exons. NCBI's taxonomy places the organism in Eukaryota, Viridiplantae, Streptophyta, Magnoliopsida, Zingiberales, Zingiberaceae. The coding region runs from base 48 to 1418 and encodes 456 amino acids. The record is from RefSeq and is a predicted model, not a curated record.
CAACCACCGGGCUCAAGGAUUUGUCCGAGCUAUCUCGAUUCAUCGAUAUGGAUCCCUGUCCCUUCGUCCGGGUUUUAGUGGGCAACUUGGCGCUCAAGAUCCCCGUCGCCACCCGCCCUGCAGGAGUCGGCGUCCACAAUUCCUCCUUCCCCUGCUUCGCCAAGAUCCGCCUCGAUAAAUCCUCCUGCCAGACCUCUGCCGUCCCGCUUGUCUCCCCUGAGGAGCCUCCCUCUACGCCGUCUUCCUCCCUUGCCGCCCAUUUUAACCUUUCCAAGGCCGAUCUCGACCGGAUCUCUAGCAAAUCUUCGAUCUUUGCGGUGAAUGGAGCCGGCUCCAGACUCAGUGUCGCUGUGUAUACUGGUCGGAGAGGGACUACCUGCGGAGUCGCCUCGGGCCGGCUCCUCGGAGAGGUCACGGUGACUUUGGAUUUGAAGAGUACCAUCGCGGAGGGAGGUGAGAACAGGGCCGUUGUGUUUCACAGCGGGUGGGUGGAGUUGAGCAAGAAGAACGCGAGGAAGGGGUCGUCGUCGCCCGCGCAGUUGUAUCUCACGGUGAGGGCGGAUCCUGAUCCGCGGUUCGUGUUUGAGUUCGACGGUGAGCCAGAGUGCAGCCCUCAGGUGUUCCAGGUGCAAGGAAACAUUAGGCAGCCAGUUUUCACUUGCAAGUUUUGCUGCCGCAGUGCUGGCGACUUGAAUUCUAGCGCCAGAUCGAUGUAUUCGCAGCGAGGGAGCUCUGGACGUUGCUUUCCGUCGUUCGGAUCUGAGCGGGAUCGAACGGUGAAGGAGCGGAAAGGGUGGUCGGUAACAGUGCAUGACCUUUCCGGUUCGCCCGUAGCCCUCGCCUCCAUGGCGACCCCCUUCGUUGCCUCUCCUGGCACUGAUAAGGUCAGUCGCUCAAACCCCGGUGCAUGGCUCCUGCUCCGGCCCGGAGACGGCACCUGGAAGCCAUGGGGGCGCCUCGAAGCCUGGCGCGAGCGCGGUGGCGCAAAUUCUGGCGACGGCCUCGGCUACCGUUUCGAGCUCCUCGCGGAGGCUGCCACUGGGGCGGGCAUAAACCUCGCUGAGUCCAACCUGAGCGCCACCAAGGGCGGCAAGUUCAACAUCGAUCUGACCAGCGCUGCUGGCACGCCUUUAAGCCGGUCGACCUCGCCGGGCUGCAGCCCGAGGGGGAGCGGCGACUUCGGGCACGCAAUAUGGCCGUUCUCUAGCUACCGGGGGUUUGUGAUGUCAUCCACGGUGGCCGGUGAGGGGCGAAGCGGCCGGCCCACUGUCGAGGUCAGUGUGCAGCACGUGGUGUGCGCAGAGGACGCUGCCGCCUUCGUGGCGUUGGCCGCCGCUAUCGACCUCAGCAUGAACGCCUGCCGUCUCUUCAGCCACAAGCUCAGGAGGGAGCUGAGCUCGCCAGAUUUGCUGCGAUGAUUUAAUCCUACCAAGGCGUCUGCUUUUGUCUGUAUAGGCGUGAGAAAUGUUUCAUAAGCAAGUUUUUAUUUGCUUCCCGUGCAUUUCAGCUGCAUAUGCAUUUGUUUUAACAGCCUUCUAGUUGGUUUUUAUUGCGCUAGAAGUGUAGUAAAGAAAGAAUGAAAGUUUGGUUUUUAUUGCGCUACAAGUGUAGUAAAGAGAGAAUGAAAGGGCUCAUGAAAGCAGUCUGUAAUCUUUAGUGUCUUGUUUCAACUUGUGGGUCGACCCUUUUUUGUGACUUGCGAGUGGUGUCAAAAGUAUAAAAAAGAAACAACCUGGACCAUAAUUUGAAUAAAC